Messenger RNA from Calliphora vicina (urban bluebottle blowfly), 5721 nucleotides. RefSeq names its product frazzled (gene fra). Gene Ontology annotation, cellular component: axonal growth cone; plasma membrane; cell surface. Gene Ontology annotation, biological process: cell-cell adhesion; axon guidance; neuron migration. The record is from RefSeq and is a predicted model, not a curated record. The transcript is spliced from 9 exons. Lineage: Eukaryota; Metazoa; Arthropoda; Insecta; Diptera; Calliphoridae. The coding region runs from base 705 to 5540 and encodes 1611 amino acids. Gene Ontology annotation, molecular function: protein binding.
UCAAAAAAAGGGUCUAGUACAAAGUGUAAAAGAGAAAGAAGUAAAGCAAGCAACAACAAAGCGUGCAGACAUGAAAGAAUAAAAGAAAUAUGAAAGAAACAAAAAUAUUGGCAAAAGAAAAUAAACAAAAAAUUAAAUAAAUGAAAAGAAAACGAUAACAACAAUAAAAAAUUAAGCUUUGUUUACAAGCAGCAGCAACAACAACAAUACUAAUUAAUAAAUUAAAUGAGAUAAAGGAAAAUUGUUAAAAAUCAACAUAUUUUUGUAAUAUUCACAAUAGUAAUAAUAUUUAAGUGCAUUUGUGUGUAUGUGUAUUUAUUAAAUCAGUUUUGAAAAGAGGGAGUGUGUGUAAAAGAGAGUUUUUUUUUGCACUUCCUGUUGUUUACACGUUUAUUUUAUUGUUUUUUUUGUGUCUUACUCCAACUUCGUUUACUACCCCCUAAGUAACGGGAUUUUAACUGACAGCUAUUACAGCGAAUUUGCAGCAACAAAAAUAUAAAAACAAAGCAGAAUAAAGAAAAUUGUAAAAGUCCUUUAAUUAAAUAAUUUAAAUGUUUGUUAAGUGAAAAAGUGUUGAAAAGUAUUAAAAAGAAAUUUAUAAAACAAUCCAAACAUGAUUUCCUAAACUACACGAAAUUUCGUGUGUGUUUUCUCUCACUUACUCUUAAAACUCGCUAUUUCUUGUUUGUUUUCCUAUACUCAACAUGGAUUUUAUCAAUAAUACUAUGACGUCUACCACCCAAAGAAUGUCCCGACGACAUUCCAAUACAUCAUCAACAUCUACUACAUCAACAAUUAGUUUCCAGCUGAAGCCGGCUAUUUGCACAAUGUUCGAAUGCAAAAUUUUGAUUUUCCUAUUAUUGAUUGCUGUCUCAUCGUUUGAUUAUGCCCAAGCAAGUCAAGCUCUUACCUUUACCACAGAACCACAGGAUGUUGUGGUGCCCGAAGGCCAUUCGGUUUUGCUGCAAUGUGCUGGCACAGCUGUUAUUGGCAAGAAUCAGAAAGUAGCGCCCAAUAUCAGAUGGCGUGGUCCGGAUGGCCAAGACUUGGGUAUUGUAGGCGAUACAUUUCGUAAUCAACUUAAAAACGGUUCACUAUACAUCAGUUCAGUGGAAGAAAAUCGUGGCUUGACGGGUUCCUAUCAAUGUCUUUUAUACGUCGAUGGCAUUGGCACCAUUGUCAGUCGCUCAGCCAUAGUAUCCAUAGCUCGGCUGCCAGAUUUAAAUCAAGAUUUCAUUGAAACCUACCUACUGCCUGGACAAACGGCCUAUUUUCGUUGCAUGAUUGGUCAAUUGCAACAGGGCAUGAAACAUAUUGUACAGUGGUUCAAGGAUGAUAUGCCAAUGCAAUUGGAUAAAUUGCGCAUGGUUAUUUUGCCAAAUGGUGCUUUAGAAAUUGAUGAAGUCAAUUUCAAUGAUCGUGGUGUCUACUAUUGCAAUGUUACCUCGGGCUCCAUUUCCCGUUUAAGUAGUAAAACUAAUUUAAAUAUUAAAAAAGUACCCGAAACCGGUGAAAGUCCCACAGCACCGGCUUUUUUGGUGGGUCCCUCACCACAAACCGUCAAAGAAGGCGAUGUGGUGACACUGGAUUGUGUGGCCAAUGGUGUGCCCAAACCUCAAAUUAAAUGGCUGCGUAAUGGUGAAGAAUUGGAUUUAAGUGAUCUCGAUUCGAGAUUUUCCAUAAUUGGUACGGGUUCUUUGCAAAUAUCAUCAGCCGAAGAUAUAGAUUCGGGCAAUUAUCAGUGUCGUGCCUCAAACACCGUCGAUUCUUUGGAUGCUCAAGCAACGGUGCAAGUUCAGGUACCUCCCAAAUUCAUACAAAGUCCUAAGGAUAAAGCAGCCUUUGAAAAAGAGGAAUUGGAACUGGAAUGUGCGAUUAGAGGCAAGCCAAAACCCAUUAUUAAAUGGCUGAAAAAUGGUGACUUCAUAACGCCCAAUGACUACAUGCAGUUGGUGGGUGGUCAUAAUUUACGCAUAAUGGGCUUAUUGCAAUCCGAUGCCGGCAUGUUUCAAUGUGUGGGCACCAAUCCGGCUGGCAGUGUUCAGGCAGCGGCUCGACUAAAAAUUGUGCAACCAGGCAAAUUGAAAAACUCUCGUAAAUCCCAAUCACAAACUACAAAAUCCCUUUACUUAGAUCAUUUACCGCCGAAUAUGAAAAAGCGUAAAAAUAAAUUCAAUUCCGGCGAAGUACGCUUCAAGUCUGGUGAUUCCAUGGAAUCCACACGUAUCAUAUCAAAAAGUGCCUUAGAUAGUUUAUUAUCCCAGAAGGGUAAUAAAAAACUAUCAAAAUUACCCGAACAACCUUUAAAUGAUCGCCAUUAUGGUGAUUUGAUACCAUUUACCGAUGAACAAGAUGAUAUAGACAUAUCACGCGAAUUACCAACCAGUAUACACGAAUACGACAAGACCAAUACGAACAAUGACGAAGACGAUGAUGAUGAUAAUGAUGACUAUGAUGAUCCGUCAGCAAAUGAGGAAUAUAUUAAGGCCUAUAAACAUGGUGAUGACCCAAAUAAGAUUUUAAAUUACUGGACGAAUAGGAAAAAAAUUAAUCCUUCUUCUACUUUAACCACCAAUUUACCACAACAACAACAAACCUCCUCCCAUUCAUCUGCAGUUUUAGAUAUAGGCGAAAAUGGCGGUGCUCAUGCAGCAGUUGGCUCAUCUGGCCUCUUGGGUUCCGGUCUGCUGAAUCGUUUGCCCGGGCCACCCCGAGAUCUGGUAGCACAAAUUGUUAAGCCACGUUUUGUAACGCUCAGUUGGAUGGAACCAAUCAAAAAUCCUGUGGAAGUGGUCUCCUAUACGGUCUUUUAUAAAAUGAAUAAUAGUGAAAGAGAACUGAAACUCGUUACCAAAUCUCAUGAUGAUCAACAAGUGAAUAUACAAAAUCUUUUGCCCGGUCGCACAUACCAAUUUCGCGUUGUGGCCAAUACCAAUUUCGGGCCCGGAGAUUCGUCUGAGCCUCUAGAAGUAGUCACGCAACCAGAAGAAAAUAUCGCGGGACCACCACGCAACGUCGACGGUUAUGCCCGCAAUCACAAAGAAAUCUAUGUUAAGUGGGAAGAACCCUUCGUAACAAAUGGUGAAAUCUUAAAAUAUCGUUUAUAUUAUGCUGAAGGGGAUACUGGCGCUGAAAUGUAUUAUGAUAGCACCGUUUUAGAUGCUGUCUUAACCGAACUAAGGCCCUUUACCGAGUACACUAUAACUGUAGUACCGUUUAAUAAAAAUGGCAUGGGAGAUCCUUCGAACGAAAUAAAAGUAAAGACAUUUUCAUCGACACCCUCGGAACCACCAAACAAUGUUACUUUGGAGGUAACAAGUUCCACAUCAAUUACCAUACACUGGGAACCACCAUCCGAAGAGGAACGUAACGGCCAGAUAACUGGCUAUAAGAUAAGAUAUCGUAAACUGAAAGAUGCUCCGCAAGUUAAAAGUACACCAGCCAAUAUACGUUAUUACGAAUUGAAUGGUUUGGAUCGUAAUUCAGAAUAUCAAGUUAAAAUAGCUGCUAUGACUGUUAAUGGCUCGGGUCCGUUUACCGAAUGGUAUCGUGUUAUGACUUUGGAAAAUGAUUUAGACGAGACUCAGGUGCCUGGCAAACCGGUGUGGAUGGGUAUACACCCGGGUGCUGAUACGAUAGCUUUACAUUGGGGACCUCCUCAGCAGCAUGAAAUUAAGAUACGUAGUUAUGUUUUAGGCUGGGGUCGUGGUAUACCCGAUGAAAAUGCUGUAGAGGUCAAGGAAUCGGAAAGGUAUUUUAUUUUGAAAGAUUUGGAACCCAACACCGAAUACGUGGUGUCUUUAAGAGCACGUAAUAUGCAAGGUGAUGGACCUCCUAUUUAUGACAAUAUUAAAACAAGAGAUGAAGAUCCCAUAGACAUACCCACACCUUUAGAAGUUCCGGUGGGCCUAAGAGCCAUUACAAUGUCUAGUUCUUCGAUUGUUGUUUAUUGGAUUGAUACCACGCUGAGCAAAAAUCAACAUGUUAUUGAUAAUCGUCACUAUAUUGUACGCUUUGGCAUAUCACCCUCUACUCGGUAUCGCUAUCACAAUACCACGGAUUUAAAUACCAUGAUAACUGAUUUACGGCCUAAUACCCAAUACGAAUUUUCUGUGAAAGUGGUUAAAGGUCGCCGUGAAUCUGCCUGGUCUAUGGCCGUUUUAAAUACCACUUAUCAAAAUAUACCCAUUACCCCGCCCAGAGAGUUAAAUGUCCAGCCAGAUGAACAGAAUCCUCAAAAUGUUAUACUCCACUGGAUGCCGCCCAAACACACCGUUUACCCCAUAUCGGGUUAUAAUAUUUACUACACCACUGAUACCACAAAACGUGACCGCGACUGGACUAUACAAACAUUCAGUGGCGAUGAAACUUCAUUUAUUCUGCCCAAUCUCAAACCACAUACCACCUACUACUUUAAAGUGCAAGCGAGAACACAAAAAAUUGCCAGCGCCUCCGGAGGUGGCGCCAACACAGCUCCAUUCUCAGCCUUAGUGGCCUACACAACGGGAGCUGCUGUUAUUGAACAGCCAGCUACCGCUAUUGGCAAAGGCAUUAAUAAUGAAAUGAUUUUAUACAUGAUAAUAUUCGGUUUUGCUUUGGUGCUGUUCAUAGUGGUGGCUGUUAUUGUUAUAAUGUGUCGUCGUAAACCCCAAUCAACACCGGAGCAUACUAAGAAAAGUCUCCCAUCUUCGAACAGCUAUCAGAAGAAUAAUGUGGGCGUACCAAAACCACCAGAUCUAUGGAUACAUCAUGAUCAAAUGGAAUUAAAGAAUAUUGAUAAGAAUAUGCAUGGUACAACACCAGCCGGCUGUAGUGAUGGUGCUUCCAGUAGUGGUGCCUUAACUUUACCCCGUUCGGUGGGUCAUGAGUACGAUGUCGAAACUCCAGUACCUAAUCACAUCACAAAUUCAUUGGACAAACGCUCCUACGUGCCAGGUUAUAUGACUACUUCUUUAAAUUCUACAAUGGAACGACCACAAUAUCCACGAACACAAUAUAAUAUAUCUGCAAAUCGAUCUCAUAUGAAUGUCGAUACGGGACUGUCUCAACAGAGUCUGUCACAGCCACAAAACAAUUCAUUAGCACAAACGCCUGAACAUCCAUAUGGGGGAUACGAUGCAAAUUUCUGUAAUUCCACUUACGCUGGUACUGGGGCUGGACCUGGUUCUGCAGCUGGUGGUGGUGGGUCUGUAGCUGCUAGUAAUGGCGGUGUUUCAACAAUUGAAAGUACUAAACGAGGACAUCCUUUAAAAAGUUUUAGUGUGCCAGGACCACCGCCCACAGGAGCUCAAACACCCAUUAAUAAACACACUCCUGCCGUUACAAUACGUCCACAAAAUCAAUCACCCUACAAGAAACCAUCAUUCUCUGCCGCCACUCCCAAUCGUCUGCAGGGUGGACCGUCAGUGGCUCAUAGUACCGAUGAAAUACAAAGACUGGCACCGAGCACCUCUACGGAGGAACUCAAUCAAGAAAUGGCCAAUUUAGAGGGUCUAAUGAAGGAUUUGAGUGCAAUAACGGCCAAUGAAUUCGAAUGUUAACAUUAGCAGAAAACUAUCAAAUUACCAUUAUUUUUAACGAAUAAAAUCAUAGCUGCCAUAACGCCAACAACAACGACAUUAACGAUUAAAGCUAAAGAACUGCGAAGAAUCAGCAAUACGAACAAGAAAACAACGAAAACGGAAGACAACAAACAAAAGGAUUUCAGUAAAACAAACGAAG